This is a messenger RNA of Centrocercus urophasianus (Greater sage-grouse), 4859 nucleotides long. Its product is annotated as protein FAM13A-like. Gene Ontology annotation, biological process: regulation of GTPase activity; signal transduction. Gene Ontology annotation, cellular component: cytoplasm. NCBI's taxonomy places the organism in Eukaryota, Metazoa, Chordata, Aves, Galliformes, Phasianidae. The record is from RefSeq and is a predicted model, not a curated record. The coding region runs from base 2876 to 3610 and encodes 244 amino acids. The transcript is spliced from 10 exons.
UUUUCUAAAGAAGAAAGUGAAGCUUUUAUAUUUUCUUUCCAUGUUUAUUGUUUUAUAUUCUUCCUCUCUUUUCAAGACAUCAGCAGGCCUCAGAAGCAGCCCUCCUGAAGCUGGAGGUCAUUUCCAAGUGAAAAAAGUACGAAAGCAACCCCUAGUGCUCCCCCAGCCUCCUUGCACCACCCAAGCCAGGGCACUGUCUUUUCUCAGUAGCCUUCCCCAGGUCAGUAGGGUGAUAGGAGACCGAAAGUUUUGGUUUUAAUUUAGAUGCAGCCCUUGAAGUAAGGGUGGCUGCUCAGAGCACUGUGCAUUGUACUCAGACAACAGAAGUCUUACAGGAAUUCAUUUUAAUCAGAACAAGGGUUUGGGCUGAAAUAUGUUUCAUUUGUCAUGUGUGUGGCCUUCUGUUCUUCAUACAACGUCAGAAUGAGAAAUCAUCCCUUUGAACUGUGUUGCUUUGUAUGAAAGGAAAACUGUUCAGGCCUUAGGUUUCCUUGCUGUGUCUGCAGUGAGGGUUGCAGGACCACCUCUGCAGCAUGCCUCGUGUGCCCUCUAGCUGCUGCAGGCUGUCUGGAGAGCUGAAAUAUCUCAGUUUUACAUAAACUUCACUUGCUGCAUUCUGGUUUUGGACACAGCAGGCAGGUUUUGAAAACAAAUUAUUGGACAAUUGCAGUUAAGGACACAGUAGAGAGCAAGUGGCUGAUUAUAGUCACUACUGCCUUGUUUGCACUGCUACUGCUGUGAUGAUCCAAUAGAAAAAACUUGUGCAUGCUGCUCAGGCAGGGAAUUUGUUGCUUUAAAAGGUAUGUGCUUAGAGUUUGAAUGUUCAGCUGAAGCAGGGGGGAGCAAUGUGUCAGCUAUGACACAUUCUGUGAAAUAGAGAGAGAUGGGGGGUUAGAAAUGCUCUGUGUGGCAGCGAGCAGCGGGUUAGGGGUUUUUGGCUCAGGUUUUUGUUACUCUGUGGACAACAGAUAGCUACCAGCCUGCAGGCACAGUUAGCUGGGGAGCUGCUGGCUCUGACUGCUUUGUGCUUUUUUCCAUCCCAAAGGAGAUUCAGUGCAACAAAAUACCACUGUAACCUCUCAGAGAUAAGCACUGGACAGCCACAUUGCUGUGACAGAGAAGAGUAGUCACACCAUGGGGUAUUGCAGGACCAACACAUUUUGUUGUCUUUUUUUAAUCAGUCUUUUUGUGUGGUUUCUUUUCUUGAAGAUAAACAUCCAUGAGCUGUACUUGUUUGUCCUGCUCCAGGGCCAUCUGUUCUUGCAGCCAGUACUGUAUCUCUGCAGUUCAUCUGGACAGGGCAUUGACGCAGACUGUGAGUGAACCCUCUCACUGCUACUAGUGGUUGCAGAGCUGUAGUCAUUCCCGUCUCAGUCAUCAUUUCACAAUUGUGCUUGGAGGUGAGGCAUAGAAUGACUGUCAGCUGCAGGCAGGACAUGUGCUGCCUGGGGGUAUGGUACUACCAGCCUGGGUGCUGCCUGCAGGAGCAAGAGCUUGAAAUUGGUCAUUUCAUAGGGUGGCAGUGCUGGAGGUAUCCAGGCAGGUUUAGGGCCUCUCAGACAGCUGUAGCUAUGGGCCCAGGUGGAGCAUAUCAGUGGUGAUGGGAUGCUGCUCAGCUGGCUGGACACCAGGAGGUAGUGAUGAUGGGGUCUCCUUUCUUGCUGUUCUGGGGAAGGCUGUGCUGCUGCUGGAAAAGUGACAUCAGCCCCCUGUUCAGCCCAUGGGCAGAGCAUGAGAGAGGUCCCUGUUGCUGUGGCUUUGUGUGCAGGCCAGGAUGGCAAGAAGGGCAGGAGGGAGCUGAAAUGGUGUUGGGCUGUAAUCUACACAACUGUUUCUCUUGCAGCUGUCUUCUGAGCCUUUUCCUUCACAAACACAAAGGGAGAGGGCCCUGUUCUUCACUUUCCCAGAGCAUGUUCAAAACCCUGUUUUUCUGGUGCUGGAGGAAAGCCUAGCUGUUGCUGCCUGACAGGAGGACAAGGCAAUAGCAGCACCAUGCUUGCAUAGUCUUCUCUUCCACCCCAGUGUCUUGACAGAAAAUAACAGAGGGACUUUGAACAAAAGGAAAUGUGACACACUUUUUGUUCCAAGCAGUCACCUUGACACUGCUGCUGUGUACCAGAACUGGCUGUCCCUUCACACCUUGCACUGGGACACUGAUACUAAAUGGGCUUUGGGGGAAACUGUCUGGACUGUGGAAUAGCAUGUGAACCAUGAAACGAAGAGAUUAAAUGCCCAUUGGGGUGGCUAAAUCUGCUAGCAUCUUCUGUUGCAAAGCAAGGUAAUUGACUGAUACUCCAAGUGCUAAAAAACCCAGAUCUGGAGAAUGCUGAGAUAGCAGUGUGAAUAUGAACCCUGCUUACUACAGGUUUGGCCAUGUCCUCGCUGCACCUGGGUGUAACGGUGGUAGUGAAUGUGCCCUAAUGUGAAAGCAGGGUCCUCACAUGUGUGCCCUGUUGAUUCACUCCAGAUGAUUAGGAAAACCUUGGAUCAUAGGCAAGAAAACUUUAAAUUGAAGCAUUUCCAGAGAGCAGCACUGGACCUUGUGGAGAGGAAGCUGUGCCAUUGUGUAUUAGGUGCCAUGGAGACAUCUCGUAAUGGUAAUACACCCGUGAACUUUUGCAAUAUGAGCCUGGAGGAAAGUGUUGGCUACAAAGAAUUCUCUUCUGCUAGGAGUUAACUUCUACCUGGGACAUGCUCGGGGUGAAACUGCUGAUGAAUAUGAUACUUAGCAACUGUGCUGCGAUAAGUUAAUUACAGAGGAACAGCCUGAUGGAUGCAGUUUGUCUUGGCUGCACUGCACAGACUUAUAAUGGGAAGAAAGGUGAUGGUAUCUUCCGAGCAGCACAGCUGAAAUACUGCUAUACUCCAGGCUAAUAUGGGAGCAAGUGCCUCCCUUUCAGUCUGUAAAUCAUUAUCUUCUAUUCAAGUCAGGCACACAACAAGUAAAGUUUCACCAGAUCCACGGUUCAGCAGAGAAAGAGCAUUUGGUGUUCCUCUAGAAGCUCUCGCAAAGAAUGCAACGCAAUGUGGAGUCCCCUCUCUUGUCACACAGAUGGUGGAGUAUCUAGAAGUAUUUGGUCUGCAGCAUGUUGGUAUAUUUCGAAUCAGUGGUUCAGUGAAUAAAAUCAAGGAACUGAAGCAGAAGUACAAUCAGGGAGAAGAAGUAGACCUCAUUAAUCAUGGAGAUGUUGAUUCUGUGGCCAGCCUUCUGAAACUGUUUUUAAAUGAACUGCCAGUGGCUGUUCUUCCAGACAACGUCUGUGCUGGCAUGCUAAAAACUUUCCAAGAGCACAGGACUGACACUACAGAGUGCAUAAAGAAUCUGAGACAGUUAAUUAGCUGCCUUCCCAAAGCACAUCAAAACCUUCUCCAGUUCCUGUCUGCAUUCCUGUUAAAGGUAGCAACGUACAGUGCAGUGAAUUGCAUGACUCUGGAAAAUUUAGCCAUUGUGUUUGGACCUGCUCUUUUCAAGAUUCCCGUCAGUCCCUUGGCUUGUGAAGAACAAAGGCUUUACAAUGGCCUCCUGCUGUAUUUGCUUCAGCACUAUGAGAUGCUUUUUGUUGAUGUGAACCCUUAUUUCUCACCAAGACAAGCAGAUGGCCUCCAGUAGCAAGAGGAAAUUGGAAAUGUCUUGGAAAAGCCAAGAGACUUGGCAUUCUAUUUCAAUGACUGUUUUAGAAGGAACUUCACUCCCUGUAAUUCUGCAGAAUGUCACAGUCUGUCUGGGCUUGUGGUGAUGUGGGAAAGAAGUAUUGUGAAAAAAAUCCUUUCAAGUUCUUUAAUAAAAGUCCAGAUGAAGCAUAGCCACGAGGCACUCUCCUGCUCUGAGGAAAAGUAUUUUUUCUGACCUUUGUAAAUUUUGUGAAAGCAUGGGCUCGUUAAACAUUAAGUUCUAAGUUUGAGUCUGGGAGCUGUCCAAACCAGAAGACUGGAUUAAAAAUGCCACACAUUGAGAAUCAGAGCAGGACUUGGAUCUCCACAGAAAUUAUGGAAUACUGGCUGGGGUGGACAAAAGGGGAAGAGAAAGAUAGAACUGCAUUCAAGGUUAAUAUUAAAUGGGCUAUAGAACAAUGCAGACAACCUGUCUCUGCGUAAUUAUUUUUUGCAAUCAAUAGGGGCAACUCAUGUAAGAAGUUGAGCAACUCGUGAAAGCUGCUGCUGCUGGAACAUCAAGCUGUUUUCUUCAAAGUGUCUGCCAGUGCCUGCAGCUUAUUCCUUCCCUGCUUUUUCAAUGCUUCAAGAUAUGCUUGGAACGAAAAACACUUUGAAGAUUCAAGUCAAAGUGUCAAGCUCAAUGCCAUUGUUGAAUAGCACCAAUACUUAAGCUCCUUGUUUACUACAGGCCUCUCUUGCUUCACUUCUGAAAACAUCAAAUACAGACUGCAACCUUGAAAAGGAGCUGGACACAAGUGGUGCACCCUGUAAUCUAUUCAAAGCCUCUUGUAUUGUAACAUUUCUGUUUCUUUGAAAUACAAAACCACAGAUCUGUUUUUUGGUUUCUAAUUUUUGGUGGAUUAUGUUUCUGGGAAUUGUCAAACAAUUUACACUGAGGUUUUCUUUGUUUGUUUUGAGAAACUGUAAGUGCUGUCUUUAGUUUUGUUCUGUUUUUCUUCUCUUGGUAAUAUACAGGGCUUUCGUUUUAUGUUUGUAUUAUCAACACAUUGCUUGAGAAUGCGCUUACGUUAAUAGUUCUGGAUAGCAAAUUACCAAAGGAAAUACUACAUGCUAUAAUGCUGUUGUUAUGUACAAUGUAUACUAUGUUUAUAUUCUAUGCUAAUUAUACUAUUCCUUUUACAAUAUAGUAAUUUAUUAGUAAUUGCAGUGAAUUGUUAGUUUGUAACACUUUGAAAACUAAGUAA